GAAAAACAGCAUAUGAUUGUGUAUGUUGGUGAUUGUCGGCAGUUCUUCGUUUCUUUUCAACGUUGGAAUAAUUUCAUUUCUACUAGUUUUUGUGACAAGUCGACCAAUUACUGAAAUUCAACAGAAAGAGAAAACGAAUUUGGAUAAACUUUUUGAAAUUUUGAAUAUUACUGAUAAUUAUGAAUCUUUUGAUGUGGUUGGAGGACCUGAAAAAGAGAAUAAUGUUACACUAGAGAAGGAGAAGCCAAAACAAAAACUAAUCGACCCAUCAACAUUUAUAACCUUGAAAGAAAAUGAUUGGCGAGAUGCUCAUGAAGGUCGAAUGAUCAUUUGGAGUCAUGAAUCACAACAUCAUCCAGAUUAUGGAAAAACUUUCACUGAUAAAGAUAGGUAUACUUAUCGCCAAUCAAAAUCCUCUCAACUAAUGUCAUUUUCAAUACUUGGGUCUGUAAUCGGGUUUAUACUGUACACAUAUUUCUCGCAUGUGAUUAUGAUGCGAAAGCUGAAUCGAGAAAGAGAAGCGGCGCGGCUCAGAGAGCUUGUACAUAGAUCUGCUCUAAUAAUGGCUGGUUCAGCACAUCAAAACGAGUACGACUUUUCGCAACGACGGCAUUCACUUAUCAACAUGUUCAAGGCGUUUAAAUUGUAAACAAUCUUGUGAUGCAGCAUUGCUCCAAUGAUAAUUUGGGUAUUUCAUAGGGUGUUAUUUUGCAUCUGUUUAUCUAUGAAGAAGCUGAAAACUGGAAUUAUCAUUAGAGCAAGUUCGCAAGCAGACCAGCACACAAAAUAAUGCAACAGAAUUUGGUUCCCAAAGAGCUCAAUAAAGUUUACUUUUCACAAAUGCUUCAAUUUCCGUUUCUUCCAUUUAAAUUGUUCUGAUGUUAUAGCUUCUCGCACUUUCCCUCCAUUUCAAUUUCCCGCCUAUUUUCUACCCUCAAAAGUUCCUCUCAUAGUUUUCUUAUUGAUGAGGAACUUUUGGGCAUUAGCAAAAUUGUGCCCUUUGAAUUAAGUUAAAAUGAAUUAAAUAAUCUUUUAUUAAAGCGAAUUCGCAUCAUAUUUUAAAUGCGCGGUAUUAAUAAAAAUAGGUUCGUCGAUCAAUAGGUGUUUUCAUAUUAUCCAAAUACACAAUUGGGCAAUUUGUAAA
Caenorhabditis elegans is the source of this 1144-nucleotide messenger RNA. RefSeq lists its product as uncharacterized. The record is from RefSeq and is marked reviewed. Lineage: Eukaryota; Metazoa; Nematoda; Chromadorea; Rhabditida; Rhabditidae.